AUGCAAUUAAACUUCUUUCUUGUUUCCCAGAACGAUAAGCCUUUCCCAGGCUACGACUUCCAAAGCAACUCCUUCAGCGCCUCGAAGGUUUACAGACACGGAUACGGAAUCCUGUUGAAUGUCGAGGGUAAGGUCUCGCUUAUUCAUGCUGCUGAGGAGGCUGCCGACUACUACCUGAGAAAGUUUUCGAACGAGAGAAGACUCCAGGUGUUGGGAGUUCGUACUAAUAACUUCUUUGAUCUUAUUGACUUGGACUCCACAUUGAACCACUACUUCUCAGAUGGUGAUACUGUGGUUGUGACUGUUGACCGCAGACCCAACUAUAAGAGCCCUAUUCCUGCUAUUUUGAAGGCGUUGACCUGGCUCAGCUUCAUUCACGUUGUUCAUGUUGCUAUUGUUAGUUUGGUUGUAAUCUUUGGUGUGAGAAACCGUUUCUUUAUUGGUAACCUCAUCCAACAGAUAUAUAACUUGUGA
This is a messenger RNA of Candidozyma haemuli, 474 nucleotides long. RefSeq lists its product as uncharacterized. The transcript has a single exon. Bases 1 to 474 code for a protein of 157 amino acids. The record is from RefSeq and is a predicted model, not a curated record. Lineage: Eukaryota; Fungi; Ascomycota; Pichiomycetes; Serinales; Metschnikowiaceae.